UCGGCCCCACGAGAUUAUCUCUCACUGACUGUCGUAGAAGACUUUGGGGCCAAGAUGGCGACAGGAACGGGCAAACACAAGCUGCUGAGUACUGGCCCCACAGAGCCAUGGUCCAUCCGAGAGAAACUGUGUUUGGCCUCCUCUGUCAUGAGAAGUGGAGAUCAAAAUUGGGUAUCAGUUAGCAGAGCAAUUAAGCCGUUUGCAGAACCUGGCCGCCCUCCAGACUGGUUCUCUCAAAAACACUGUGCUUCUCAGUACUCAGAGCUCUUGGAGACCACUGAGACCCCAAAACGGAAACGGGGUGAAAAAGGAGAAGUGGUAGAAACUGUUGAAGAUGUUAUUGUUCGGAAACUGACUGCUGAGAGAGUUGAGGAACUAAAGAAAGUGAUAAAGGAAACGCAGGAGAGAUACAGACGAUUGAAAAGAGAUGCAGAACUAAUUCAAGCCGGACACAUGGACAGCAGACUGGAUGAGCUUUGCAGUGACAUUGCAAUGAAAAAGAAAUUAGAAGAAGAGGAGGCUGAAGUAAAGAGGAAGGCCACAGAUGCUGCGUACCAAGCUCGUCAGGCAGUGAAAACCCCCCCUCGGAGAUUACCUACUGUGAUGGUCCGCUCUCCAAUAGAUUCUGCCUCCCCAGGAGGUGAAUAUCCCCUUGGGGACCUGACUCCAACCACUAUAGAAGAGGCUGCCUCUGGGGUAACCCCUGGGACUUUGCCGAAUACCCCAGUCACCUCGUUUCCUGGGAUUCCUGACACCCUUCCUCCAGGCUCUGCACCCUUAGAAGCCCCCAUGACCCCAGUAACAGAUGAUGUAGGCGGGGUCCUUCCCAUGAUUCAUGGUGGGGAGAUACAGCAAACACCCAAUACUGUUGCAGCCUCCCCUGCUGCCUCGGGUGCUCCCACUCUUUCCCGGCUUCUAGAAGCUGGUCCUACACAAUUCACCACACCUCUUGCUUCAUUCACUACUGUUGCCAGUGAGCCUCCAGUUAAACUUGUGCCACCCCCUGUAGAGUCUGUAUCCCAAGCUACCAUUGUCAUGAUGCCUGCGCUGCCAGCACCAUCCUCUGCUCCGGCUGUCUCCACUCCAGAAAGUGUAGCUCCAGUGAGUCAACCUGAUACCUGUGUUCCUAUGGAAGCUGUGGGAGAUCCACAUACUGUGACUGUUUCCAUGGAUAGCAGUGAAAUCUCCAUGAUUAUUAAUUCUAUCAAAGAAGAGUGUUUCCGAUCAGGGGUAGCAGAGACCUCUGGAGGAUCAAAGGCUCCCAGCAUAGAUGGAAAGGAAGACUUAGAUCUGGCUGAGAAGAUGGAUAUUGCUGUGUCUUACACAGGUGAAGAACUGGACUUUGAGACUGUUGGAGACAUCAUUGCAAUCAUUGAAGAUAAGGUAGACGAUCAUCCUGAAGUGUUGGAUGUGGCAGCUGUGGAAGCAGCACUUUCAUUCUGUGAAGAGAAUGAUGACCCCCAAUCUCUGCCUGGCCCCUGGGAGCACCCAAUCCAGCAGGAACGGGACAAGCCAAUACCUCUCCCUACACCAGAGAUGACAGUCAAGCAAGAGAGGUUGGACUUUGAAGAAACAGAAAACAAGGGAAUCCAUGAUUUGGUGGACAUCAGGGAGUCUGGUGUUGAGAUCAAGGUAGAACCUACAGAACCAGACCCUGGCAUUUCAGGGGCUGAGAUAGUAUCUGGAGUUGUUCCAGCCGCAAGUAUGGAGCCACCAGAACUCAGGAGUCAGAACUUCGAUGAGGAGCCCAAAAGUGCUGCAACUGGAGAAAUUGCUGAAGCAAAUGGUUCCAGUGGGAAAACUGAUGAGAUGCCACUUACAUCUGUGAAGACAGAGGCUUCCCCUGAAAGCAUGUUGUCUCCAUCACAUGACUCCAAUCUUAUUGAAGAUCCUUUAGAGGGAGAGACACAGCACAAGUUUGAAAUGUCAGACUCAUUGAAAGAAGAAUCAGGGACUAUUUUUGGAAGCCAGAUAAAGGAUGCCCCGGGUGAGGAUGAGGAGGAAGAUGGAGUGAGUGAAGCAGCCAGCCUAGAAGAACCUAAGGAAGAAGAUCAAGGGGAAGGCUACUUUGCAACACUCCUUCCUCAGCCUCCCAAUAAUAAUAAUCCUGCUGGGAUUGUUAGUGUGUGUCACUAUAUGUGGCUAGGACUUUUAAAAAACUUGCACCUAGUAGAAUUCCUGUGUCUCUAUUCCAGCUCUGUCUGUAGUGAAGAUCAGGAAGCUAUUCAGGCCCAGAAAAUCUGGAAGAAAGCCAUCAUGCUUGUAUGGAGGGCUGCAGCUAAUCAUAGAUAUGCCAAUGUCUUUCUGCAGCCUGUUACAGAUGAUAUAGCACCUGGUUACCACAGCAUUGUACAGAGACCUAUGGAUUUGUCUACUAUUAAGAAAAACAUUGAAAAUGGACUGAUUCGCAGUACUGCUGAAUUUCAGCGUGACAUUAUGCUGAUGUUUCAGAAUGCUGUAAUGUAUAAUAGUUCUGACCAUGAUGUCUAUCACAUGGCGGUAGAGAUGCAGCGAGAUGUCUUGGAACAAAUACAGCAAUUCUUGGCCACACAGUUGAUUAUGCAAACAUCUGAGUCUGGGAUCAGUGCUAAAAGUCUCCGAGGGAGAGAUUCUACCCGAAAACAGGAUGCUUCUGAGAAGGACAGUGUCCCCAUGGGCUCUCCUGCCUUCCUUCUCUCUCUCUUUAUGGGACAUGAGUGGGUUUGGUUGGAUUCUGAACGAGACUGUCCCAAUGACUCUGAGUUGAGCAACAACUACACAUCCCUCUUCAGCUCAUGGGACUCCAGUCUGGAUCUUGAUGUGGGCAACUGGAGGGAAAUUGAGGAUCCAGAAGUGGAGGAACCGGAGGAAAGCAACCCAGGGAGAGAACCUAGUGGGCUGUUUAUGGGGGACAGAGGCAGUGAGGAAUCUCAGGAAGAAGCAGAGCAAGUCAGCUGCCAGAACCUCCUGCAGUUUCUCUCUGAGGUAGCUUAUUUAAUGGAACCGUUGCACAUUAGCAGCAAAGAAGCAAGUGAAGGCUGUUGCCCUCUACUUGGUACCAGACAACAGGAGGGAAGGAAAAUUGAAGCUACUGAAGGAGAAAAGGAGCCUUGCAGUGAGACUGAAGAAAUUCUAGCUAGGAUAGACUCCUUAGUAACUGAAGAGAAGCUACUGAGAGGAAAUAGAAAGCCAGAAGUGACGCCAACCCUCUCAGAUAUUUGUGCAACUCGGAGACUACCCACAGAGAAAGAAGAAGGGGAGGCUCAGCAAGAAUGUAGAGGAAAAGACCAGGGUGAAGAGUAUGCUUCAGAGAUGGAAGACCAGCCCACUUCAGGAGACUCUGAUGAUGGCUUCAGCAUUCAGGAAACUCCACUGGUGGAUAUCCUUUUCAGUCAUGCUAAUUCCUCAAAACUGUCUGAUUUAAACCAAGGUGACCCUGUUCAGGAUCAUUUACCAUUUAAGAAGACUCUUUUGUUAGUAUGGAAGAUGGUUGCCAGUCACAGGUUCAGCAGCCCAUUUUUGAAACCUGUGUCAGAAAAGCAGGCCCCAGGAUACAACGAUGUGGUGAAAAGACCCAUGGACUUAACUAGCCUGAAGAGGAAUCUAUCUAAGGGACGGAUCCGUACCAUGGCACAGUUCCUGCGUGACCUGAUGCUGAUGUUCCAAAAUGCUGUGAUGUACAAUGACUCUGAUCAUCAUGUGUAUCACAUGGCUGUGGAGAUGCAGCGGGAAGUCUUGGAGCAGAUUCAGGUGCUGAAUAUUUGGUUAGACAAAAGAAGAGACCUAAGUAGUCAGAAAUCAGUACCAGCCGACCUGGGGGAUGAUGGAAAUCUGUUCUGUUAACCUGGAGCUGCUGCCAUGACCAUUUCUGGAGUUUUUGACCUUCCCCUUGAGACUGAUUAGAGAAAAUCUCAGGACUUGCAUAUAGCUUCUUAAUGGUCCUUUCUUAACUCACAACCAAGGAGCUGAAAAUGCCUGCAAGUGUAAUAUUUUUAGAGAUGGUGAUGUGAGGG
Octodon degus (degu) is the source of this 3992-nucleotide messenger RNA. It is a transcript of the gene Brd8, whose product is annotated as bromodomain containing 8. The record is from RefSeq and is a predicted model, not a curated record. Gene Ontology annotation, cellular component: NuA4 histone acetyltransferase complex. The coding region runs from base 55 to 3822 and encodes 1255 amino acids. Gene Ontology annotation, molecular function: protein binding. The transcript is spliced from 28 exons. Lineage: Eukaryota; Metazoa; Chordata; Mammalia; Rodentia; Octodontidae.